Messenger RNA from Aspergillus campestris IBT 28561, 387 nucleotides. RefSeq lists its product as uncharacterized. The transcript has a single exon. The record is from RefSeq and is a predicted model, not a curated record. The coding region runs from base 1 to 387 and encodes 128 amino acids. NCBI's taxonomy places the organism in Eukaryota, Fungi, Ascomycota, Eurotiomycetes, Eurotiales, Aspergillaceae.
AUGCCUUUGGAUCAGAAAGAGUUCACCGAUGCGGUUCCCCACCCGAAGAUUGGCACCCCGAUCGAUUCGCCCGAUGCCAAACCCUGGUAUUCAAUCGGCCCAGGCAUCUGGGAGCUGCUACUGAAUGGAGAUCAGAGGUCGGAAAAUAAGUCUGUUCUGCAAUGGUACGAUCCUGGCACGAAAUCCGUGCAGAACAACCCCAUUGUGCACACCUAUUACGAGGAAGUCUGCUUUCUCCAGGGAGGGUUGAAAGACAUCACCCUUGGACAGGAAUGGGGAAUGGGAGCCUACGCCUACCGAAGACCCGGCAUGAAGCAUGGUCCAUAUGUGGCUUCAGCAGAAGGUUGUCUACAGUUUGUUAAACUCAUGGCGGCGGCUGAAGGUUAG